AUGUUGGGGGCCACCAAGCCUAUUGUCCCGGGCAUACUUCCAAGGCUUGGCAGUCGUUUGUCAACGAAGUGGGGGACAUACUCGGUGAACUCUUCAAAGUGCAUGCAGGCAGCUUGCAUACGUCAACAUGCAGAUGGCACAGUGCACCGGGUGGCCCAAAAUCUUUUCUUGUCGCCAGACAAGGCUAUCAGUGAGUUGCUGCCAUAUGAUCUGCAUAGUCAAGAUCUCUUUCGCGGAAACGUACCCCAGGCAAGAGACUGGUUACGGGCUUGGAGUGCGUGCUUGAGCCCGAUCGCAUUCACCAAUGCUGAGAAGCAUUAUGAGACAGAGGACUUUGCGUCUGGGAGGCGUUGCAGUGUUUCACGGCGAGGCUUGGACCAGAUGAUUCAGGUCAUGCACUGGGUGGUCCGGUCGCAGAGAAAGAAAUUAUUGCUGAACGCUCAGAGCGUGUCAGUUUCUGUGGAUGACCGGGCCGACUUUCGCUUGGUUCGCUACAGGUGUAGCUAUCGGUCCUGGGAAGAUUUCACAAUGGCAACAGCAGCCACAGCUGUUCCAGCCGUCCCAGCAUUGUCUAAGUCUUCAACAUUGGAGGAAUGGUGUUCGAUGCAGCCACUCAUUGCAGAAGGUGUUCUUGGCGUUAUCCGCUUGGGGCGGAAUGUGCCAGACAACACUGUGGCACAGCAUGACAUGGACAAGAGUGAGAAGAUGGCAGACAGUGUGAUGGCAGCUUUGCGUGAUGUAUGUGCUGACGUCGAUGGGAAUGUGGAUGAGGAGAUGCUUCAGAAGCUUUGUUCCCGGCUCCAGCAUUAUGCGUCUGACCAAGGUAGUUCUGCUGCGAAGUGUGGUCAGGUUCUAACCCAGCGGCCCGAGCUGCCCAAUUUGGUUUGGCUGAGUGCGGACAUGGCCCACCAAGUUCGCAUUGCAAGCAAGGACCCAUUGUCAGCGCAGGAAGGGUUCAAGCAACAGUGGGAUAGACUUUUUGCUGCCAAGCAUGCAUUGGUGCCUGACAUCCAAAACUCAGAAGUCUGGCGAUCUCGCUUGAUAGCUGCGCAAAAGCAAGUGCUGAAAUCCUGCCAGACUCAAGGCGCCGAUGUGGACAAGGUGAUGCAGACCUUUUCCUUUGCCAAGCAGCGCUUCGAUUCAACUGCAACUCCAAUGCUCAAGUACUGCUGCAUGAUCCGUGCAGUCGCUUUGGUGUGUGCGUUGCAAGCUGGUGACGAACGUGGCUCCCGAGAAGUGCGCUUCAGAGCCCAAACAGCUUUGGAAGAGAUGACUCCUGCAAAGCUGUUUCGCUGUGGCAUCACAUGUGACUAUGCGAUGGAAUGCUUAGCCUUCUUGCGGGAGUGCUUUGACGUGGAUGAUCCUGAUCCUGCAACCACCCCAUCUGCUGUUCAAGCCUUUUGUUCCCGCAUGAAGAUGUUGUUUUGUCAGGGCUACAUCCUGGGGCAAACUUCUCCCAGACCAGCCGUCCCAGCAGACCAAGCAGACCUAGCAGCCGCUGUUGACCCUUCCCCUGCCAAGAUCUAUUUUGGAAAAAAGGUGCAUUACCUUUGCACCAGGGCGGGCGUGCAAGACAUUCGGGCAAUUAUGUCUGAAAUGGGAAAUGUUGUGACCGACAUGCUCGACAGAGUUCAGGUUGACCUAACUGGGGAUAUGAUUGCAAUGUGCCUGGAGGUUUUCAAUGUGCGGCUGUGGGCUGAUAAGCCAAAAGCCAGUGCAUUCCAGGUGCGGCUCCGGGAGCUUGCCAAGGUUUUGCACCUCAAUCCAGGCGUGUGUGGAGACUUUGCAGCUGUGGCCAGACUCUUGCGCAAAGUUGUUCAAGCCGCUUCUGCCAACAAGCUGCAAACCUCAAACAGGCAGGUUUGGAGCUGGUUCUUGUGCUCUGAAUGGAGGCUGCGGUUCAUGCCACCAUCCUGCCACAUCAAGUUCAUGGUUGACAUGGAGAAGCUCAUUGGCUUCUACCUUGCUUUGAAGGUAAACACCACCACCCUUGAAAGAAACCUUGGCCAGCUGUGCCACCAGCUGCAUUCCCAUUCUGGCCCAUGUGGAGAUGAUGGGCGCUUGCUGUCAGCUGUGCUGCUUGUGGCUUUGGAUGGGCCCAAGGCUCCAGAGCAGCUUUUCCACGUCCAGAAGUCGACUGAGAGUGGCGAUGUUCAGGCAAACCCCACUGACUUCAGUGUUGCUUGUGCGAAACUCUGGCUGGCCACCUAUGGCCGACGCUUUCGGUACAAGUAUGAGAAAGUUGUGGGGUCAUGUAGACAGACCAAGCCUGGCAAUCGCAAGCGCAAGGCUGCCUGCAAGAGAGGCACAUUUGAGUGGGUGAAGAAGCAACGAAAGCUUGCCACAAGCUCUCUUUGCAAAGCAGCUCAAGAUUCCGAUGGCAAGCCAUUGUCUGUCAACUCAUAUGUUCCAGAUCUUCAACUUCCACUGCCGAGUGUGGAUGGUAAAGCUUUGGCUUCAGCCCAGGCAAUGUCCGGGACUCGGUGGCAAAGCUCAGCUACCGGAGGGCAUGGCCUGAAUAGCUCCAAGAAGGACCCUGCCCAACUAUUCAGGGAGCACACAGAGCGAAAGCGAGCUAGACUCUUGAGGUUGGAAUGGUCGAUUUUUGUUCGCUCGCUUGAAUUUCAUUAUUAG
Molecule: messenger RNA, 2634 nt
Organism: Cladocopium goreaui
Lineage: Eukaryota; Dinophyceae; Suessiales; Symbiodiniaceae
Source: the annotation of a GenBank genome assembly